This is a messenger RNA of Dunckerocampus dactyliophorus (ringed pipefish), 3990 nucleotides long. Its product is annotated as TGF-beta receptor type-2-like. Gene Ontology annotation, biological process: transforming growth factor beta receptor signaling pathway; protein phosphorylation; cellular response to growth factor stimulus. The coding region runs from base 163 to 1788 and encodes 541 amino acids. NCBI's taxonomy places the organism in Eukaryota, Metazoa, Chordata, Actinopteri, Syngnathiformes, Syngnathidae. Gene Ontology annotation, molecular function: transforming growth factor beta receptor activity, type II; activin receptor activity; type I transforming growth factor beta receptor binding. Gene Ontology annotation, cellular component: signaling receptor complex; plasma membrane. The record is from RefSeq and is a predicted model, not a curated record. The transcript is spliced from 7 exons.
UGAGUCAUAUAGGGCACGUCCCACCUCCGUGUGUUUACUCUCUCAGGGCAGCUGCAGAGUAAGAAGCGGGGCGAAGAAAGUUCGCUCGAGUCUGGAUAUUAACUCCCCGCCAAGGCUUGGGUUAAUUCAUGAGAAAGAGAGGGGUGUAUUGUCGGCCUCUUCAUGGAGCUACUUCGGUUUUCCGCUUUCUGGUGUGGAGCGAUACUCUGUGGUAGUAUUGUGUCCGAGCAGGCGGAUGCCCAUAUAAUAAAGAUAAGGCGCCUGUGCAAGUUUUGUGACAUACAACCAACCAGCUGCACCGGCCGAGGAAGCUGCAAGGUGGAGUGUGACAUCACUUCCAUUUGCACCCAUGAUGAUGAUGUGUGUGUCGCUAUUUGGAGGAAGAAAGACGACAAUGUCACAUUUGACACCGUCUGCCACGACCCAGCUCACAAGCUGUACGGCCUGGUCCUGGAGGACUACAACAAUAGCAAGUGUGAGAUGAAAGAAAGAAAGGGCAUGGGCUCAUCCUUUUUCAUCUGCUCCUGCUCUGAGGAUGAGUGCAACCUCGAUAUCAUCUUUAACUCCUACAUGGAUUCUCAGGUUGCUGUCAUCUUGGUGAGCCUGGUUCCGCUUCUGGUCAUGGCGAUUUUGGUCAUCACUUCCUUCUACUGUUAUCGGGUCUACCGCCAGCGCCGAGCUAACGCUAAACGCAAGAAAGGGCCCCCUCUGGACUUUAGUGACGCUCAUGCCAUCAUGGUGGACGAUGAAGGUUCGGACAGCAGCUCCACGCAUGCCAACAACCUCAACCACAAUACUGAGCUGUUGCCCAUUGAACUGGACAUCCAGGUGGGAAAAGGUCGUUUUGCCGAAGUUUACAAAGCCAAACUGAAGCAGGGAUCCUCGGUCAGUGACGAGCAGGGCUUUGAGACUGUGGCGGUAAAGAUUUUCUCAUAUGAGGAGUACGCCUCUUGGAAGAAUGAGAAAGACAUUUUCUCGGACGCCGACUUGAGACAUGAAAAUGUGCUCCACUUCCUCACAGCAGAGGAGAGGAAGGUACAGAGACAGUACUGGCUGAUCACAGCAUACCAACCAAUAGGGAACCUCCAAGAGUACUUGACCCACCACGUUGUCAGCUGGCAUGACCUGUGGUUACUGGGAGGAUCGCUGGCCAGUGGACUGGCACAUCUUCACAGUGACCACACCUCAUGUGGACGAUACAAGGUGCCUAUUGCACAUAGGGACAUUAAGAGCUCCAACAUACUUGUGAAGAGUGACCUGACUUGCUGCUUGUGCGACUUUGGCCUCGCACUCCGUCUGGACAACACCCUGUCUGUGGAUGAGCUGGCAAACAGUGGACAGGUGGGAACAGCCAGGUACAUGGCACCAGAGGUCUUGGAGUCCAGGAUCAAUCUGGAAAACAUUGAGUCCUUCAAACAAGCCGACGUGUACUCUAUGGCACUCGUACUAUGGGAGAUCAUCUCCAGGUGCAGCGCUAUUGGAGAGGUAAAAGAGUAUGAACCUCCCUUUGGAAAUUUGAGGGAGCACCCGUGUGUCGAGAGCAUGAAGGACAGCGUCCUCCGAGACAGGGGAAGACCUGAGAUUCCCAACAGCUGGAUCAACCACACAGGCAUCCAGAUGGUGUGUUCCUCCAUAGAGGACUGCUGGGACCAUGACCCAGAAGCCCGCCUGACAGCACAGUGUGUUGCCGAGCGCUUUGACGAGAUGGAGUACCUGGACAAGCUGUCAGACUGCUCCGACUCUGAGGAAAAGAUCCCUGAGGAAAUCUUUGUGGUCGACGAGAAGUAGAGCUCAGUCAAAUAACAAACAAAAAAAAACAAAACACUGCCCCCUCCUGGGUGGCAGAGGAAUACCAAGGAGCAGACUGGAAAUACAGUACCACAAAUGGCAGAUUUCAUGGACAAACAGGGAUAUCACAAUAUAAAGCUUUUCAUACUUUUGCACUUUAUCAGUAUCUAUGCACACUAAACGGCAUAUAUGCAGUGUCAAAUACUUUUCAGGCAUGCAAAAGAAAAGAUUUUAGACCAAUAACACUAAUGACAUCUCAUUGUGCAGGUUUAACUUAUUCUCACACAGCAGUGGGGGGAAAAAAACAUCCAUGGCCAUUCAUUAGCAUUAAAAUCCGUUUUGAAACCAAAAAAGUAAUAUAUAAAUAGACAGAUAUAUUUAAAACCAAAUCAAUAAACAUGGUAUAUACUGUACAUGUAAAUGUGUGUGUGUGUGUGUGUCAGAGCAGUGUCAUGUAGAAUAAAUGAGCCUGCUAAAUCAUUGCCAGACAGUAAGGGGGAGGGAGCUUAAGGAACUAACCUGGUGCUUGUUAAUAAAGCCAAACUAUUUAUGCAUACCAUGCUUAGAAAAUAUAUAACAUGUUUUUGUAUGAAAUUGUUAAGCUAUAAUGAAUGAUAUAUAAAGUAGUGGUGUUGAUAUUGUUUUCAUGGGUUUGUCAGCUGGUUUUGAGCAAGCCAGUGAAACUUUGUGUAUUUUAAAGCCUUAACAGACAUUUGUCAUGUUCAAUUAUUGAAAAAAUGAUAUCGCUUUGCCUUUUAAUAAUAUGUAAAUAAACUGAGCUUAAGCUUGGAAAGGAACAUCUUCCAUCCUUUUCAUCCCCCCACACUUUGGAUAUUGUUCACAUCUUCACAUCACUGAUCGCCAGCUGUUUUUUUUAAAUCAUUGUUUGCAUAAUGACUUUCUUACCCAUGCAACAAAAAUGUUCAAACUGUCUUCUCUUGUGGUUUUGCUGCUUUUUGUACACCAGCUUGUCGAGCAUCUCCCGUGAGUCUUCCCUGUGGCGAUCCCAGUAUUGUCGAUACUGAUAGAUACUUCUUCAAAAUCAUGGAAUGAGUUUGCCUUUAUUUUCCUGAUCAUGAUUGUAAUCACCCUAAAACACAAAACAGAGAUUUUAAAGCAGAAAAUGUUAACACAAAACACGUUUUUAUAGUUGUACACAUAGAAAACGAUUCUAAAUGCAUAUCAAUGGUGAAAGAAAGGAAUAAAUCAAUGUUUUACCUUCAAUGAAGACGUCAUUCUUGAUGUGGGUGUUUCCAAAGACACAAUGUAACAGCGAGAUGCCACACGGACACCAUUUUCCUGUUCUAUCAUGAGUUAUUGCUUGAAUUCAAUAGUAUUUCUUACCUCAAUAAGCCGAAAUGGAACCAAAUAAAAUUUCAAGUGCCAUCAUUUUAAUAAAGAAGGUGAGAAACUAUUGAAUUCAAGAAAUAACUCAUGACAAAACAGGAAGUGGUGUCCGUGUGAUGUCUCGCUGCCACACAUCAAGAAUCGAGGGUAAAAGUGACGUUAAAUGUUCAUGUAUUCCUUUCAUUUUUCAUUGAUAUGCAUUUAGUAUUGUUUUGUGCAUGUAAAACUGUAAAAGUAAAAAAAAAAAAAACGUGUUUUGUAUUAAGAGAGGCAAUCGCUGGUGACAUGGAACGGUUAUGAAGCUGACUUUCGUGCCGUUGCCAUUUUGUUAGCAAGUUAGCUUCUGUCCUAGUAGCUAAGGAAGUUUUAUAAUAAAAAUACAGUAAGAACACACUUGGACUCACGCAUUAUUAUUAAUUAAAAACAUGACAAGACGCGCGACAUAUUGUGCUCCAACUGGACAAUGUACACAAACGGAUGCACAAUUUUGGAGUAGAUUUUCAACGUUAACCGAAAAACGAGGACACCAACUGAGGUUCUGCUGUACUUUAUGUAAAUAUAACAAUAGCCAGCAAGGUAAUGUUCAGGUGUGUUGAGGUAAUGUAGAAUCCCCACGUAGAUACGCACAGUGUGCUUUGUGACACGGUUUCUCUCUUUAUUCUGACCUGAACACAUCAACAUCAGUGUAAUUCCUACACAGUAUACCGUAUGUAUCUCCAACUCAAACGUGUCUCUAGUCCCUUCAAAUUGGAACGACGCUUCAUCAGUUUCAUUACGAGAACACAAGAUGCAUUCAGGGACAGUCCGAACAUCACAAAAACAGCUUUAUUAUGCAUGUAUGUGUGGUCUAAAUAA